AUGCAUACCCUCAAGCCUGUCGCUUCGUCGACGCUAUCUCUGCCUACGGAUAAUUAUAUCUAUUCAAUUGUUCCGUCCGCUCCCGGUACGUUUGCAGCUAUCUCAUCCGAUGACUCGCUGCGGGUGUUUGACGCGAGUUUGAACUCGUCGGUGCUGUCAACCGCUGCACAUGCCGGCGUGACAUCUCUGCGCCGCUUCGAUGACUCCCUGCUAGCUACGGGAGGGCGAGAUGGGAAGGUAAAGAUGUGGGACGUCCGGGCUGGAAAGCCCGUUGUGGAGAUGCAAACGGCGAAGCAAGCCCCUGUGUUGUCGGUGGCUUGCUGCUCCGAGACGAAUACCGUCGUCGCGGGCACUGAGCUCGUCUCGUCCCAGGCCGUGGUUGCUUUCUGGGAUAUCCGAUCCCCUCAAACCUUCAAGCUUCAAUACGUGGAAAGUCACAACGACGAUAUCACCGAACUCCAAUAUCACCCGACCCGCAGCAACAUCUUACUCUCCGGCAGCACGGACGGGCUCGCCAACGUCUAUGACACGACAGUAGUUGACGAAGACGAAGCCCUGGUCCAGGUAGUCAACCACGGCUCCAUCCACCAUGCCGGAUUCCUAUCCGAGCGCGCCAUCUUCGCCCUGAGUCACGACGAGCUGUUCUCUGUGCACCCGACCACGGACCCAGACGAUGCAGCCCAGGAGCCCGAGCCCGUGCAGUUUGGAGAUCUGCGCGAUCCGCUGGGUUGCGAGUACGUUGCGCAGCUUUGUCUCGGUGCGCAGCCGUAUAUUGCCGCCGGCAACAAGAUGGAACAACGGCUUGAUCUCGUCCCUCUUGUGUCGGGACCUUGGUCGUUGGACCGUGAGAAUCUGUGGCGUCUGCCUGGCGCUCAUGGGGAGGAGGUUGUGCGGUCCGUUCAUCUGGAUGAGCAGAGUUCGUCUGUCUUCACGUGUGGAGAGGAUGGAUAUGUGCGGGUGUGGAAGCCUGAGGAAGGGGACAGUGAGGUUGCUCAGUCUGGAUCUGGAUCGAAGGCUCGGCCGAAGGAAAAGAAGAAGGAUCGGUUCAGACCGUACUAA
Penicillium brevicompactum is the source of this 1059-nucleotide messenger RNA. RefSeq lists its product as uncharacterized. The transcript is spliced from 6 exons. Lineage: Eukaryota; Fungi; Ascomycota; Eurotiomycetes; Eurotiales; Aspergillaceae. Gene Ontology annotation, molecular function: protein binding. Bases 1 to 1059 code for a protein of 352 amino acids. The record is from RefSeq and is a predicted model, not a curated record.